GGAUUCGAAAUUGAGACCUUCAUGUUAAAAGUUAGUGGUAUUAUCACUAGACCAAUUCUUUGUUCGUAAAUUCUUGACGACCUUGCUCUGUAAUCAAAUUAUAUAAUUGAAUCUACAAUAUACUUAAUAAACUUUUCAAAUUCAUAAUGUAAUAAAUUCAUCAUAAUUUGUAAUUUUUUUUAUUAUUAUGUCAACGGUUUAUCAUAGUCCAUUGGUCAGAUGAAAGUUGAAUGACAACAACUUUAUGGGUUGUGUAUUAGACUGGCCUAUAUUAACUCAUCUCCAAAAGUCUCCUUUUUCAUUAGGGAGGGUAUGGGGAAUAUCAUAUUCCAAGACUACAAUAUUGUUUUGAUACCCGGUCAGUUGGGCUCAUUUGUAAGAUGGUUUUGCCAAGGGCGGCUCAACCAAAUACUAGAGUAUGACACUUCACCAAAAAUGACAAGUAUUUAGUUAAAUCAGGAUACCAUUUGGUAUUGGAAGGUAUUUUAGCGCCAACUAGGAAGUCAUUGGCUCUGAUUAUUGAUCUACAUGUGUGGAAUUUGACGUGGGCUAUCCAGGUUCUUCCAAAACUUAGAUUCUUCAUCUGACAAUGUCUUAAAGUGGUUCUUCCAACAACAGUAGCGCUCAGAUCUUGUGAAGUUAAUUGUCUUAGACGUUGCCCAGUUUGUUGGCGAUCACGAGAAAAUAUAGAAUUUUUGUUCUUUCAUUGCCCACUUGACAAUCAAUUCUGGUACUUUGUGGGAUUAAGUGACAUAUUGGUUUCGACCCCUACAAAAAAAUUUAGUGUAUGGUGGCGUCAAGUUAUGCUAAGUAAGCAAUCCCAAAUCCUUAUUCUCAAAAUUGUAUGCCUAUUGUGGAGAAUUUGGAAAUCAAGAAAUAAAGUGGUAUUUGAAAAUAUCCACCCUCAUGUCCGUUCGCUUGCUGGCCAAUUCUCAUCCCAGGUCCAUGAAGGUCUCUCCACUUUGCCAGCUAUCCUCCACUACCCUUCCUUGUUCCCCUUCGUCUUCUACUCUAAUCUGUGAAUGCCCUCCUCAAGACUUUAUGAAGAUCAACUUUGAUGUUGUUGUCCAAGCUUCUGGUUCCUCGUCGGGUCUAGUGGUUCGUGGCUUCGAUGGGCAUGUGCUUCUCACCUUGGCAGCAUCAGGGGAUCUUUGACCAGUAUCUCACAGAACUCCUUGCAGGUAGGGAGGCGAUUUCUCUUGCAGCUUCCAGAAGGUUAUCUCGUGUCAUCUGUCAACUCAGCCUUGGUCUGGUGGAAGAUUCUACAGGAGGUCCUCUCCUGCGAGAUUGUCUUCUUAGUCUUGAAUCUUUCUCUCAUUGUAUAGAAUUUAGGACGGUUCCGCGGACUGACAACUGGGUUGCCCAUAAAGUGACAUGUAAAUUCUUGUGUUGUCUUGGUUAGAGUUAGCUUCUUUUGACUUUGUAGGCUAGAUUGUUAGUGGAAUAGAGAAGAAUUGUGGAUAGUGAUUCUUUCUAACUUUUGUCUUUAUCUUUGUCUGGAAAAAAAAAAAGAUUAAACAAUUUUAUUCCCAUAAACACUCUAGUAAUAUAAAGAAAAAUUGAAGAAUGUGGUAAAAUAUUUGAAAUGAAAAAUCAUCUGCCCAGUGGCGGACCUAAGGCAUUGCAGGGUGUGUCGUCCGACACACCCUCGCUCGAGAAUUUUACGAAGGACCUAUAUAUUUUUGGUACAAAUAUUUUUACUUCGGGAUAGCCGACACACCCUCAAUAAUUAUAGCCGACACACCUUCAUUAUAUUCAAAGAAAUUUUAUCCAAAUGAAUCAAUCUUAAUCAUAAUCCUUUUUAAUUUUGUUUAAAAUAACUCAUAAAGCAUAAUCCUAUCCUUCCUAUUAAAAAAAAUACUCUUAGCCCAUACAAUAUACACGUGUGAUGAGUGUUGGGCUUGAGCCUUUAAUUAAAUGAGAAAAGAACCCACAGGCCAAAAGCCCAGUCGGCCACUAGCCCACUACCUCCCCAUUAUUAUUCCUUCCCUCCCCAUCCCCAAUUAAUGGCCCAAUCUCCCCAAUUAAUGGCCCAAUGCCAUAUUCCUUGUCCAUAUCUCAAUUCCCAGCAACCCAUCCCCAUUAUUCCCCCUGGUUCCCUCUUCUCUCGCUCGCAAAAAACCCCAGAACCCCAGACGAACAAAAAACCCAGACAAAGGCAGAACGGGCAAGUCGGCACGGCAACCCAUCUCGGCCUCGGCGGACACCCUUCAUCGGCGGGCAGCGCGGCGGCGGCAACUCCUCGUAGCCGGUCAAGUGGGCACUUCUUGUAGCUGGCCAAAUAUAAGUAAUUUUACUGUUAUGAACCCUAAAUUGCAAAGUUUAGGGGGUUUUCUUGUUUUCCAUUUAACCCAAAUUUUAUUUGUCAAUUUGUAAUUCAUGGAUGAAUUGAAUAGAUUUGUUUAUAAGCUAAUUUAUGUUGUACUCUGUAUCCAGACAUGGAGAGAUUUUACCCAAAGGUCCCAAAGAAAGCAAAAACUACUCUACAUAUUAACAAUUUAGGAGGUGAAUCAAGUAAAAUGAAUCAUGAUGAUUCUCAAUCUUCCUCGCCAUCGAUUAAUCAAACAAGUGGCAUCUCAAGUAAGUUUUCUUCAUUUCCUGAAGAACAUGAGAUGAUGUUGAUGAGCAUUUUCAGCUAUGAAGAUAAUCAAGAACGAUCUUCGAAAUCGGUUGAGUGACCAAUUUAUGAAUGAUUGUUUAGUUGUGUAUAUUGAAAAGAUUUGCUUUGCAGCAUAAGUGAUGAAUGUAUUUUAGAGACAUUUCAGCAGAUGAAAAGUCGUCGCGGUUCGUUGUAAACAUGACAUUGUGAACUUUAUGAAUUAAUUUCUUUUAAUUUUAACUUAAUUUUUAAUUUAAUUUAAUUAUUAUUUUAUUUUAUCAGCGACACACAUCUCCGACAAUCCUGGGUCCGCCACUGCAUCUGCCUCGUAUUGAUUUCUUCGAGAUCCAUAUUUGACAACAUUAGUCGAUUUCGAGCUUCCAAUGCUUAUUUUCCUCAAUAAGAUCACGUCAACUUU
Linum trigynum is the source of this 3017-nucleotide messenger RNA. The record is from the annotation of a GenBank genome assembly. Lineage: Eukaryota; Viridiplantae; Streptophyta; Magnoliopsida; Malpighiales; Linaceae.